CAACUAAAAUAUUUUCGCCUUCUCUUUCUUUCUUUCUUUUUCUGCCUCCAUUGACGAGUGUCAGCGAAUUUAUAUAUUUCACUAAAUUAGCAAAAUGGAGAACGACGCCGGCGAGUCUGUAGAUUUGUACUGCCCAAGGAAAUGCUCUGCUUCCAACAGAAUCAUCCACGCUAAGGAUCAUGCUUCAGUGCAAUUGAACAUUGUUGAUGUUGACCCCGAAACCGGCCGCAUGACUGUUGGCUCAAAGACCUACGCUAUCUGCGGUGAGAUCCGUCGUAUGGGCGAAUCUGAUGAUUGCAUUGUGCGUCUAGCCAAGAAAGACGGUUUGAUUACCAAGGCUUUCUAAAUGUAGAUAAUACAAUAAAGUGCAGUUUUAAGAUUUUAACUGAAAAAA
Bactrocera tryoni is the source of this 394-nucleotide messenger RNA. It is a transcript of the gene RpS21, whose product is annotated as 40S ribosomal protein S21. The record is from RefSeq and is a predicted model, not a curated record. The transcript has 4 exons. NCBI's taxonomy places the organism in Eukaryota, Metazoa, Arthropoda, Insecta, Diptera, Tephritidae. Gene Ontology annotation, biological process: endonucleolytic cleavage to generate mature 3'-end of SSU-rRNA from (SSU-rRNA, 5.8S rRNA, LSU-rRNA); translation; endonucleolytic cleavage in ITS1 to separate SSU-rRNA from 5.8S rRNA and LSU-rRNA from tricistronic rRNA transcript (SSU-rRNA, 5.8S rRNA, LSU-rRNA). Gene Ontology annotation, molecular function: structural constituent of ribosome. The coding region runs from base 95 to 346 and encodes 83 amino acids. Gene Ontology annotation, cellular component: ribosome; cytosolic small ribosomal subunit.